Molecule: messenger RNA, 2508 nt
Organism: Tigriopus californicus
Lineage: Eukaryota; Metazoa; Arthropoda; Copepoda; Harpacticoida; Harpacticidae
Product: sodium-dependent phosphate transport protein 2B-like
Exons: 8
Coding region: 994-2325 (443 amino acids)
Biological process (GO): sodium-dependent phosphate transport
Cellular component (GO): membrane
Molecular function (GO): sodium:phosphate symporter activity
Source: RefSeq, a predicted model, not a curated record
AUUUAAAUAAGUAGCACCGCCAACUAAUCGGUGGAGAAUAACGUUUACCCUCGAGCAAGCCCUCCUCUUUUUUUAGCUGUCUUCCUCAAAUCCAUGAAUGGCAGCUCGAGGUACGAGUAGUAGUCUAAGAGCACACCUGAUUCUUCAAAGCUCUCUGGAACAAAGUCUAGUCGGAGACAGGCUAGUCCAUCAUGGAAUAUAUAUUCUUUGACACUUUACACUGGCUUAUUGGUAUUUCAGCAAAUCUAGACUCCUUUUCGAAAUUACUUAAUUCAUCUUGCACAGGCGCUUAAACAUCGAUUAGUAGUAAUGGAAGAGAAAAUCGAGGUAUUUCAAACGGAACAGGAGACUUUCAAUUUAUGUUUACAAUCGUAAUCAUAUAUUUGGGAAUAAAUCCACAGAGUCAAGUGAAGUUUCUUUGAAGAAAAGUGAAAAAAUACCAUUAUCUUAAAUUAAUACUUGUUCUACCGAAUUUUCAAAAAAAAAAACCGAUGGCGGUAUUUUAAAACAGAUGUGGAGAGGUGUCUCUAAUAUCACACAGAAAUUUUCGUGUUACUAUGAUCUAGUAUUCUAUGAUCUAGUAACCUCUCCAUCAAUACUAAUGCCACUCAAUUAAGCAUUCAGUAGACAGACCUAGAAAUUGUCAACAUAGCAGAUCUCGCGCGCAUCUGAAGGACAUUGGUCCGGAAAUUGAUAAACGAGUUCUCAAUUGAGAAACAGAUUGUUCUGCAAGGAUCCUAGGAGUCAUUCAACAAGACUUCAAGGGCCACAAAGAAAAUCCUCACAUCAGAUAAAAUGUGUUUGGACAUUUGUGAUUUGUUCUUUAAACUAUUCUGCUGUUGCUGCAUUUGUCCUGGAGAGGACUAACAAUCGCUUUUCUUGUAUGGAAUUAGUCCUGAAAUAAAGUUAUGCUCGAGCACGGUUUUGACACUUAAACAUUUAUUGUUGGGUGUAGCAUUAGAAAUGUAAUGAUUUAAAAGACAAGCCAUCCCAAUGGUAAUGGGAGCCAACAUUGGGACAUCAGUGACCAAUACCAUUGUGUCUAUUACGCAUAUUGGGGACCGGACUGAGUUCGAAAGAGCCUUUGCUUGUGCAGUGAUCCAUGAUAUCUUCAAUUGGUUGGCUGUAAUUGUUCUCCUGAUCGUCGAGGUCACAACAGGAUACUUGUUCCAUUUGACAUUGGCCAUCACUGAUGGGAUUUCGUUCCAAAAGGGCGAAAACCCUCCAGAUGUAUUGAAGGGGCUCACCCGACCAUUCACAGACAUCAUCAUCCACAUUGACAAGAAAAUUUUAGAAGGAUGGUCGUUGAACCAGACCGAGUACUUGAACGAGACGUCCAUCCUAAAAACCUGUCAUGUGAUGAAACCUCAAGACCUAAAUGGAGGUCAAAACGUGUCAUUUAGCGAUCCAGAAGUCAUGGAUAAACCAUGUGGGUACUUGAUGGCAUAUUUUGGAUUGCCUGAUGUGUGGCUGGGAGCGAUACUUUUGGUGUUCUCCUUGUUCCUUUUAUCCACGUGUCUGGUCAUAUUGGUCAAGAUCCUCAACUCCAUGAUGGAGGACAAAAUGGCUGCGGUGAUCAAACGAGUUUUGAACGCACAAAUCCCGUACGUCCCUUGGCUGACCGAUUACUUUGCCAUGCUCAUUGGCGCCAUUAUCACAUUUCUGGUUCAAUCCUCAUCCGUAUUCACGUCUACACUCACGCCUUUGGUAGGCACAGGUCUUUUCACCCUUGAAAGGGCCUACCCACUUACUCUAGGCUCCAACGUGGGAACCACGACCACGGGCUUAUUGGCGGCCUUGGCGGCAGAUGGAGAUCACUUGCAGGCUACCAUACAGAUCGCCUUGUGUCACUUGUUUUUCAAUAUAAGUGGUAUCUUGCUGUUCUUUCCCGUACCUUUCAUGCGCUGGCCGAUUCCGCUGGCCAAAGUUAUGGGUCAAACGGUGGCCAAAUAUAGAUGGUUUGCACUAUUCUACUUAGCUUUUAUGUUCUUCCUGUUCCCGCUUUACAUCUUUGGCUUGUCGUUGAUUGGACCCUUUGCCAUUUACAUUGGCUUCUUGCCGUUGCUCAUCUUGUCCAUCCUCAUUGGACUGAUCAAUGUGGCCCAAAGCAAGAGACCGUCCAUUCUCCCGGAUUGGUUCCACAACUGGGAUUUCUUGCCCGAAUGGAUGCGAUCACUCGAACCCGUGGACAGAAUACUGAACCACAUCAAUUGUUGUCGGAAAUACCAAGACCGAAAUGAGCCCCUCCAAGAUUUGCCCAAAAGUGCUCUGGAUGAGUUGGGAGAAGUCAAUGAUGCGUUUGAAAUGAGCAAUGACAAAGCUUAAUUGAGCACUCCGCACCACAACUUUUUUGCAUAAAACCUUUGCAGAUGUCGGGAAAGAACCAACUCGUACCUAAAAAAACAUACAAUCUGAUAAGAUUUGAACACUGUACUUUAGAACUUGAUUAAGUGUAUAAAUUGAUAUAUAAUAAUAAAGUUUAUUUCUUGGUCAUGUCUGACUGUAAAC